This is a messenger RNA of Triticum turgidum subsp. durum (durum wheat), 1932 nucleotides long. The record is from the annotation of a GenBank genome assembly. NCBI's taxonomy places the organism in Eukaryota, Viridiplantae, Streptophyta, Magnoliopsida, Poales, Poaceae.
AUGCGGCUCCUCCUCCUCCUGCUCCCGCUCCUCGCCGCCGCGGCUGCCGGCGCCGCCCGCGACUCCGACGACCCCUUCCUCUCCGGCGCGCAGGCGAACCACAGCUACAACAUCGACUGCGGCGGCGCGGCGGACUUCACCUCCGCCUUCGGCCGCCGCUGGCUGGCGGACCGCUUCUUCUCGGCGGGGGGCAACGCGGGGAUGGUCGCCGAGCCGCACCGCUUCCCGCAGCCGCAGGAGCGCACGCUGCGCUUCUUCCCGCCCUCCUCCGCCGGCAAGUCCUCCUGCUACUCCCUCCCGCUCGCCCCCGGCCGCUACUACCUCCGCGUCUUCUCCGUCUACGACAACUACAACUCCAAGCUCCGCUCCCCGUCCUUCGACGUCUCCGCCGCCGCCACGCUCGUGCUCUCCUUCCGCUCCCCGUGGCCCGAGACCGCCGCGCGCUACGGGGCCUACUCCGACCUCAUCUUCCCCUCCGACUCCUCCUCCUCCUCCGACGCCACCGACGUCUGCUUCUACUCGCUCUCCACCGACGCCCCCGUCGUCGCCUCCAUCGAGGUCGCCCCCGUCCACCCGCUCGCCUACGACGGCGCCACCACCGGCGCCGACGUCGUCCUCGUCAACUACGGCCGCCUCACCUGCGGGAACGGCCUCUUCGGCCCGGGCUUCACCAACGACUCCGACGCCUUCUCCAGGGUCUGGCAGGCCGGCACAGAUUUCCGGAACAACGACCUCACCUACGACGCCAUCACUGCCGGAGGGAGGAAGAUUUUCGGCAGCAACCAGCCGCCCAAUUACUUCCCCACCAAGAUGUACAGGUCGGCGGUGACCACGGGCGGGGACGCCUCCAACGAGAUCGAGUACCUGAUGCCGGUGGACACGAGGAUGUCCUACAUGGUCUGGCUGCAUUUCGCCGAGAUCGACGCCGGGGUCAGGGCCCCUGGCCAGAGGGUGUUCGACGUAAUGCUUGCCGGCAGGAAUGUGACCAGGAUCGACAUCUUCAAGCAGGUCGGAGGGUUCACGGCCUUCAAGUGGACAUACAUUGUGGAGAACCUGACCAGCUCCACCAUGAGCGUCAGGCUUGUGCCGGUGGUGGGGCGGCCGAUUCUGUGCGGGCUCGAGAAUUACGCAAUGGUGCCCCUUGAGACGAGGACGGUGCCGCACCAAGCGGCUGCGAUGAAGGCCCUGAAGGAUUCACUGAAAAUUCCAGCAAGGAUGGGGUGGAACGGGGAUCCAUGCGCGCCGAGGACGUGGGAUGCAUGGGAGGGAGUUACUUGCCAUCCCGGUAACAAAGGGCUUGUGAUCACUCAGCUGGAUCUUGCAAGUCAAGGACUGAAAGGUUUCAUCACUGAUGAAAUAAGUCAUCUGACAGACUUGGUAAGCUUGAACUUGAGCUCUAAUUCCUUGACCGGAAGCUUGCCACCAGGUUUAGGCCAACCUUCACUUGCAACACUGGAUCUGUCGUCGAACCAGUUUACUGGGAGUAUUCCUGGCACCAUAGGCUCAUCUAAAUUACAGACUGUUCUACUAAACAGCAAUGCACUUGAUGGGCAAGUUCCAGAAAAGCUUUAUUCCGUUGGCGUACAUGGUGGGGUGAUAGAUCUCUCAGGUAAUAAAGGCCUGUGUGGGGUGCCUACUCUACCCGCUUGUGCAUUAUUCUGGGAGAAAGGAGGGUUGAACAAAACCGGCAAAAUUGCACUUGGAGCCUCGUUUGGACUUCUUCUGCUUGUUAUACUUAUAGUGGUCUACAUAGUGUGCAUAAGACGGGGGCCAUACGAUUAUGAUUUCGAGUUCCCUCAAGAUUUGACCUCGAUAUCAGCAAUCUCCGCGAAAAGGAACAGGUAUCAGCGGGCAAAGUCCGUGAUGCUGGCAGAGAUGGACGCCCACAACACGGAUGGUUUCUACACGAACGGGAACGGGAACACUCGAUAA